Molecule: messenger RNA, 972 nt
Organism: Porites evermanni
Lineage: Eukaryota; Metazoa; Cnidaria; Anthozoa; Scleractinia; Poritidae
Source: the annotation of a GenBank genome assembly
AUGGCCAACCUUUCUAUACAAAAUAUUCUCGAUUCCACCAAAAAGUUUUCAAAUAUCACUACUGAAAGCGAGACAAAACUAAACUUUGCCGUAGAUGCUACAGUACUCAAUAUCAUCCUCACCAUCAUUUUUAACAUGGUUGUCUGUCCUUUUACCGUCCUGCUCAACAUGAUGGUGAUCAUAGCCGUGAAGCGAAGACCGAGACUUCAGAACUAUGCCAACAUUUUACUGGCCUGUCUAGCUGUUACCGACGCACUGACUGGUCUCACAACGCAGCCACUGUAUAGCUUGUGGAAAAUAUUACAGUUGCUAGAAAUGAAAACCCACGAAACGAUCGGAUUUUUAUACACCAUCGUUCUCCGUGCCUUGUCUCUUUGUUCGUCUCUUCAUCUGGUGUUAGUUACUAGCGAGAGGCUCAUAGCGAUCCGAUUCACCCAGCGUUACGCUAGCAUAGUUACAAGAAGAAACAUUAGAGCAGCUGUUAUCGCUUCCUGGGUCGUUUCUACCUCCUACGCUGCACUUGGGGAGCCACGAAACACAAGCAAGGCAUCGCUGUUAAAUUUAUUAGCAGCUUUAAUCGUUGUUUCGUGCGUUAUUUUCAUGGCAUUUGCUUAUGUAAUUUUGUUUCGCGAGACACGCCGCCAUGUUAAGAUGAUCAAAGCUCACCAAUUACCUCAAGAAGAAGUGCACAGAUUCAACAAAGAGAAAAAAGCUCUCAAAACAACCGUUUUGGUAGUCAGUGCAGUGUUUGUAUGUUUUUUGCCCAUGGCUGCUGCAACGGUGACGGUUUUUGUGUUGAAAAAGAUGAACAUUUUUCACCAAGGUUUGAUUGCUGACUGCCUGCCGUGUAUUUGGGUCCGCACGUUUAUUAUGUUUAACUCUGUUGUUAAUCCACUUAUUUACUGUUGGCGUCAAAAAGAGAUGAGAAAGUUUGUUUUUCGACUUACUUCUCCAGCCGUUGGACCCGAGUAG